CGAGUCUGGCUAAACUAUGUUGAAGCCCUAGAAGUCGUGGACCGCGCUGCUCUCCCGCUAGAGGUACACCAGGCUGUCCUCCGUAAAUGUGUCCCGUCGCCAUGGCUCCAGCGCAGUGUCCUGACGCGGCGUGCAGCAGAAGACCGCAUGCCUCGAAUACCUCACUUGUAUGAGGCUAGGCUGAAAACCGUGAUGCGCAAUAUUCGUGCAGCGGGCUAUGCACCAACCCUCAGUGACUACCACUUCAUUCUCGCGCAGUUCGCCGCUGUCGGUCACUUUCAAGGCGCCAAGCUGGUUUAUAAUGAGGCAAUCAGCAUCGGCAGGUUGACACCAUUGCCGAAAACCUUUGGCCUGUGCAUGCAAGCCAUUGCCCACCGUCUAGCUUUACCUAUAAAUAAAGUCCAAUGCACUCUUCUCAUCCCACAAUGCACGGAAAUGUGUCGGGAGCUACUGAGGGACAUGUCGACACACAACUUUCCUGUCACCUCUGUCAACCUUGACCUUGCCGUUCGCAUCUUCAAGGAGACUCUGGAUCCAGCAGGCUUCACCCAGCUCAUGAAGCUUGGUUAUGCCAUAGAUCUGGACUACCCCGACCGACCACCAGUAGAAUCCCUCAAACCAUCAAAGUCUGCCAUCGAGCCCCCUUCUCCCCAGCCCUUUUCUGCUGCUGCCCUGAACACGACCAUUGACACCCUUGGUCGUUUCAACAAUCCAUCAAAGUUGGUGCAAGCGUUCGAGGUCCUUACCAACCCUCUUCCCCCACAAGCCAGUAAGCAUUUCUCGCAAGAGUUUGAUGAAGAAGAAGACGACUUUGGCGACGUCAACCCCGCCUCCACGAAGCCUUGGGAAGCACCAUCCGCCGUCCCUAAUACCACGACCUACCAUCUCCUCCUUAAGCACAUCUCACGAUCAGGACAUGCUACCUUAGCUCGACAUUACCUCUUCCAGGCAUUCACACUUGAUCGAGAAUGUGACAGAAAGUUGCGCAGUGCACUU
Messenger RNA from Coniophora puteana RWD-64-598 SS2, 996 nucleotides. RefSeq lists its product as uncharacterized. The transcript has a single exon. The record is from RefSeq and is a predicted model, not a curated record. The annotation marks the transcript as partial. Lineage: Eukaryota; Fungi; Basidiomycota; Agaricomycetes; Boletales; Coniophoraceae.